Aquila chrysaetos chrysaetos is the source of this 1482-nucleotide messenger RNA. It is a transcript of the gene TMPRSS12, whose product is annotated as transmembrane serine protease 12. The record is from RefSeq and is a predicted model, not a curated record. Gene Ontology annotation, molecular function: serine-type endopeptidase activity. Lineage: Eukaryota; Metazoa; Chordata; Aves; Accipitriformes; Accipitridae. The coding region runs from base 100 to 1080 and encodes 326 amino acids. The transcript has 5 exons. Gene Ontology annotation, biological process: proteolysis.
CCGCGGCUCCUGUCGGGACGAGCCGCCGCCUCAGCGACCGUUGGCAGCGGCGCCCCCCGGGCCGGCCCCGCCGCCAUUUUGUUCCCCCCUCGACGGAGGAUGCGGCGGGGACGGUCCGCCGCCGCCCUCCUGCUUCUGCUGUUCAUGGCGGGUUCCCUGCCCGGGGUGGCGGCCCCGCGGGCUUUCAGUGAGGAGUGCGGACAACGGCCGCUCGUAGACAGCAUCUCGGGAUCCCGGAUCGUAGGUGGACACGACGCUCGAACUGGAGCGUGGCCGUGGUCCGUUAGCCUCCAGAUUCACCAAGCUGGUGUACGAUUUGCACACGUUUGUGGUGGAGUUUUAGUUAACAAGAAUUCAGUACUUACCGCCAGCCACUGCGUUACCGGAAGGCAGGACCCACAUUCCUGGAGAGCUGUUUUGGGUGUGCUUAACCUUCAGAAACAUGGCAAACACGCAGCAAAAAGAACUAUUAGAAGCAUCACUGUGCACCCAGAAUUCAAGAGAGAAACAUUUGAAAAUGAUAUUGCAUUAUUUGAACUUGAUUCCGCAGUACGCUACAGUGACUAUAUUCAGCCUAUCUGCUUACCUCCUGCACACCUUUACCCACACAUUGACAAUGAAACAGAAUGCUUUAUUAGCGGUUGGGGACGUACAGCAGAAAAAGGUAAAACUUCACCUGUGUUAAAAGACGCACAAGUGGAAAUCAUUCCUUCUAGUGUCUGUAACAGUUCUGAUGCGUAUGAAGGUCUGGUUAGCAACAACAUGAUUUGCGCUGGCUCUCGAUCAGGAGGCACCGAUACCUGUCAGGGAGACAGCGGUGGACCUUUAGCGUGCUAUCACCCUAGUACCAACAAAUACUAUCUCAUAGGGAUUGCUAGUUUUGGAGUUGGCUGUGGCCGACCAAAAUUUCCUGGGAUCUAUGUCCGUUUAUCUCAAUACAGAAGAUGGAUAAAAUCUGAACUUCCAUUGAGUAACAAGGCUGUGAAUCCCAUGAGCAUUACACUUACCAUCCUUCUGACUGUGGCACGUAUAGUACUUGUAGACUUUCUAAAGGGACAAACCAUUGUGUCAUCAUCGUAAAGGUUUGGUCUGCCUGUUAAAACUUGGAAAAGACAGCUAACUCCUGUUUCAGAAUAAAUCGAAGCGCCAAAGGACAUACGCUUAUUUUUUUAGAAGUCAUGUUUGCAACUGUGUUAUUUUUUUUGUUUUCUGCCUUUGAUUUCCAUACUAACAGUAGAGGAAAUGAUAACAACCUUCACCCUAAUAACGGAAUUGAAUACAGAAAUGUUACCAACUGAAAAUACUUUUUUCCGACCCUAUUUCUAUGCUUUUCCAGCUAUCAGAAGCCUAGGUACUACUUCAUAAUACUACCACCACGAUUUUGUAGAUGGCAGAGAUACUCCCUCUGCUGGGUGAAUCCUAGCAGAGCACAAAAUGGUUUUAGUGAACAGUGGCUCAGCUUACUGAAAACUAAAAAGGAAA